This is a messenger RNA of Corythoichthys intestinalis (scribbled pipefish), 1211 nucleotides long. It is a transcript of the gene foxd7, whose product is annotated as forkhead box D7. The transcript has a single exon. Gene Ontology annotation, biological process: anatomical structure morphogenesis; regulation of transcription by RNA polymerase II; cell differentiation. Gene Ontology annotation, molecular function: RNA polymerase II cis-regulatory region sequence-specific DNA binding; DNA-binding transcription factor activity, RNA polymerase II-specific. The record is from RefSeq and is a predicted model, not a curated record. Bases 250 to 1200 code for a protein of 316 amino acids. NCBI's taxonomy places the organism in Eukaryota, Metazoa, Chordata, Actinopteri, Syngnathiformes, Syngnathidae.
UGAUGCCGGACACCUUCAGAGGGCGCACGCACUUUUAUGCACUUUUAUUCUUCCGUUUCAUGCAAAACGUUUGGUUAGAGUUUUUGGAUCUCGUGAAGGUGGCGGUGAUGGGUGUGCUCUGCUUUGAGAGCUUUCCUUUUUGUGAAUGGAGAUGAGUCGUGCGUAAAAACUGGAGGUCUCUCUCUUGCUCGCGCUCUCAUUUUUUCCUCACUUUGUUCCCACCUGAUUGCAUGCAGGUGGACAUCUACUAUGACAUUGGGCUUGGAGGUUAUGGAGGAUAUUGUUAUCGACGUGGUGGGCGAAGGGCUCCGAGAUAACGGAGCAGGGGAGCAAAUCGAGCUGGAGCGCACCGCGGAUGUUGUGGCAUCUCACGGGGAGGAGCGCGACUCGCGCUCGUGCAGCCCUCCGCAAGCGAGCCCCGCAAAAACGAAAGGUCCCGCGUCGGUCAAGCCUCCUUACUCGUACAUCGCCCUCAUCACCAUGGCCAUUUUGCAGAGUCCAAAAAAACGCCUGACUCUUAGCGAGAUCUGCGAUUUUAUCAGUCACCGCUUCGCCUAUUACCGUGAAAAGUUCCCUGCUUGGCAGAACUCUAUCAGGCACAACUUAUCUCUCAACGACUGCUUCAUAAAGAUGCCCAGAGAGCCCGGGAACCCCGGGAAGGGCAACUACUGGACCCUCGAUCCGAACUCCUCGGAUAUGUUCGAGAACGGCAGCUUUUUGCGCAGGAGGAAGCGCUUCAAGCGGCAACAUUUCCGCUACAAGGAGCACCAUCACGUGGAGCCCGGCCUGCACGCAUUCCCCCACGGACACUACGGGCUGGGGGCACCGGCGCUCCAGCUACCCGCUCUGGAUAUUUACCCCUACAUGCAUCAACAUCACCACCGCCAUCACCAUCACGCACCCAUCCCACCUGUCAGCAGCAUCUUGCCUGCUCUUUCCAGCUUCUUCUCCCGGAGCGCCCUGACAGCCAAGGCCUUCCUGCAGUCCCAACCCGCUAUCGAAACCUUCUCGGCGGCUCACUGCACCGCCUAUUCCGCCCCAAUGACUCCCGUGACUGCUUUCACGUCCCCGGCGCUUUUCCACCACCCAGCAGCGUCCUCACCUCACCUGGUCACCUUACAGCAGGACUAUCACAAGUUAGGCUCUCAGUGUGGAACUCUCGAGCUGACAGCUAAACACGUCGGUGAUGGCAAUGAAUAAACUCAAGUUGG